ACUGUGGUAAAACAUAUUCAUGCAAUCCUGCUACAGGUGGAACUACUAACUUGAAUGCACACAUGAAAAAGUGCAAGGCUUAUUUGGAUCAUGUUGAAUCUGGUUCUCAGAAAUCCGAUUAAACCGAACCGAACCGAAAUACAAACCGAAUCGAAUACAAACCAAACCGAAUAUAAACCGAACCGAAAUCGAUCCAAACCAAACUAACUAUGGUUUACUUCAGCUGGAAAAAUUCUAGAACCAAACUAACCAAACCGAGCUGAACUCGAACCGAACCGAUAAAAUAACCGAAGUGCCCGCUAAUAUAACAUCUUAUAAAAAUGAUUAAAGUAGAAGGAUCACUUCAUACUUACUCGACUUAUUAUAAAAGAUAGAAUAUAUUUUGAACGUUACGUACGGAGGCUUCUAAAUUACUUGGAAACCAAACAACUCGUUUUUCAAAUACCGUAGAGAAAUUGACGGCGACGCGCGCCGUUUGCUUCAUAUUAUGAUUCCUUAAACCACAAUGAAGCUUUUUUCUCUUUAUCCAAAACCUUAAAACAUAUGUAUAUACACACACGUGCACACUUAUAGAUUCAUCAAAAACAAUCUUUCACCGGAAAUUAAUACGUUCUUAAGCUUUUAUAUCAUUCCAAUAAAAACAAACACAAAUGGCAUCGUCUCUAAGCUUGGUUCACAUCUUUACCAUCCUUGUAACGAUAAUCAUGUCCCGUUUUGCUCAGUUUGACGCAAGAACAAGUCUUAACGUUCUGACUUUCGGGGCACAACCAAACGGAGUUGUUGAUUCGACAAAAGCCUUUUCGGAUGCAUGGGACUCAGCGUGUCGAGUGGAAGACUCGGCCAUGAUUUACGUGCCAAAAGGAAGGUAUUUGAUCGGUCGGGAGCUUCGAUUUGAAGGAGAAAGUUGCAAAAGCCGUGAGAUAACCCUAAGGAUCGAUGGAACUUUGAUUGGUCCUCAAGAUUAUAGGUUGCUUGGGAAAGAACAAAAUUGGUUCAGUUUUGUUGGUGUUCACAAUGUUACUGUUCUUGGAGGUUCUUUUGAUGCUAAGGGAUAUACACUGUGGAGUUGCAAGGCCAAUGGUCAAAACUGCCCUGAAGGUGCAACGACAAUAAGAUUCAUGGACUCGUACAACGUGAAGAUCAAAGGAGUAUUGUCAUUGAACAGCCAGUUGUUCCACAUAGCAAUCAACCGUUGCAACAAUGUAAAGAUUGAAGAUAUCCGUAUCAUAGCACCAGAUGAUAGCCCCAACACCGACGGAAUUCACAUUCAGAAAUCGACUGACAUCGAGGUAAGAAAUGCUUCUAUCAAAACUGGAGACGACUGUAUCUCGAUCGGACCCGGUACAAAGAACUUGAUGGUAGAUGGAAUCACCUGUGGUCCUGGCCAUGGAAUCAGCAUUGGUAGCUUAGCGAAGGACCUAGAGGAGGAAGGCGUGGUAAACGUGACAGUGAAGAAGGCAGUGUUCGUACGAACGGACAAUGGGAUAAGGAUAAAGUCGUGGCCACGUCAUAGCAAAGGAUUCGUGGAGAGGGUUCGGUUCUUAGGGGCUCUUUUGGUCAACGUCUCCUAUCCUAUCCUCAUCGACCAGAACUAUUGCCCUGGCGAUUCUUAUUGCCCUACUGAGGAGUCGGGAAUCAAAAUAAAUGAUGUAAUAUACAGUGGAAUCAUGGGAACAUCGGCCACAAAAGUUGCUAUAAAGAUGGAUUGCAGCGAGCGAUUCCCAUGCACUCAGAUACGAAUGCAGGCAAUUAAUCUAACUUAUAACGGUGGAGAAGCAAAGACUUCUUGCAUCAAUGCUUCCGGUAAGCAACUUGGUUUGGUUAUACCCAACGGAUGUCUCUGAUCGGACUCUAUUCGUUUUUCUUG
Brassica napus (rape) is the source of this 1867-nucleotide messenger RNA. RefSeq names its product polygalacturonase-like. Gene Ontology annotation, biological process: carbohydrate metabolic process. NCBI's taxonomy places the organism in Eukaryota, Viridiplantae, Streptophyta, Magnoliopsida, Brassicales, Brassicaceae. Gene Ontology annotation, molecular function: polygalacturonase activity. The transcript has 4 exons. The record is from RefSeq and is a predicted model, not a curated record. Bases 651 to 1844 code for a protein of 397 amino acids.